UCUACGGUUCUACCCGGGCCACAGGUUGAGCAGACGCCUUCCUCGCCCUGUUCUCUAAUCUCCUUCUCCUUCCCCUCUUCUCUUCUCCCCUCUUCCUCUAUAUACACCAUACAUACGCCCGCCGUAGUCUCCCUUCUCCACUCCUCUGAUCACCAGCCGCCCCCGCCGCUUCGAUCCCGGUCGAUCCAACCUGGGUUCUUCCGUCGAUUCGGCGCCCAGGAACAAGAAGGAGCGGCUUUCCUCAUGUCUAGUGUCGCGACCCAGGAGGCGGCGUCAGGGUCAGCUUCGGCAUCGCAGGAGAAGGCGGCCAGCCGGAACAAGCGCAAGUAUCGAGCCGAGCCGCCGUCCGGUGAGUUGGGGCCCUUCGGACUGGAGUACCCACUGACGACGGACUGCGUGGGGUUCGAGUUCAUGUCGCCUGAGAAGGCCGCCAUGGCGGCUUACGCCACAGCCUCUGAGGGUGCCAAUCUAGACUUCACCCCGAGCGCUUGUGACGGCUGCAAAGCCGUCCAUGCUACGGCAGAGGAGCUGUUGGAGUGCCAGCGGCAUGUGAAUUGGAGUGACCCGAAUGAGGCCCAGCUGGAGGAGAUCCUUCUGAAGUGCCUGGACACCACCUUCGACAAUGCCGUCAGUGUGAUCAUCUCAAUGGGCUACUCAGAGGCUGGAGCUCGGGCUGCUGUUGUGCGUGCAGCCGCUCAGUACACCUGGAGGGAGAGCCUUGCGGGGUUCAGUGAGGCCGCGGUUGAGGUGCUCAAGAGCGAGGGGGAUAUGCUACCGAUGGAUGGGUCCUCCCUCGAGGACAUGAGGAAGAUUGAGAAGGCUGUGCUUGGUAGCUUGGUUGCUGUGGUCAAUGAGGCCCAGCCGUUUUACACCACAGGCGACGCUAUGUUCUGCCUGCUCAUGUCAGAUAUGAAUGUAGCCCAUGCCUGUGCCAUGGACUAUAGCUCUGCUUCUCUGCCUCCGGUGGGUGCUCAAGUUGUUGCACAACCAGUUGUGGGGAACCAUGAACCUGGCCCAAGUUCUGAUGUAUCGGUUAAAAUUACCAACCCACAGACAGGUGUUACAUUCCGUGGGAAACUUACACCAGUUCCACCGGCAAGCCUGAAUAUGCCAAGUGGCAAGCCAUCUAUCUCCGGCAAGAUGCAUCCUUUGUCACCAAAUCUUAAGCAUAAAGAACACCCGGUUGCUAUGCCUGAUCAUUCAGAGGAUCAACCAUUUGUUGCUGCUGCGACACAAUCUGUGAAGGAUGAUAAGCCAUUCUCUAGCAAGAGGGGGAGCUCUAAGAGGGAUUCCUUGCACCGGCAGAAAUUGAUGAGCUUUGAUAAGAAUUCCCGAGCAUUGGGCUCUAAAGGGUCUCUUAGGUCCGGCAAGCAUAGCUCUUCUGGGAUUGCAGCACUAGAGAGGAAGUGCAGGCCAUUUGCAGAUGCUACUACUAGUAGCUUGAAGGGCCCAGUAAAAGUUGGCAAAGGGUUUGCUACUGGCAUGACAGGGUCAGAAUAUUCGGGUGACCUUUCUUUUACUGCCACCGGUACCAUUGCUCCCCUUCCAUCAUUUGAUACCAAGACAACCAGUAGCACUGACUCAGCAUCAACUGCUAGCACAGAAUUGUCAUUGUCGCUGCCGUUGCCUUUACCAUCCUCAAGCGAUGUUUCUGCUCCAUCUUUGAAUCAGGAUUCUAAGACUGAAGCUGUAGACCCUAGCAGCAAAAUUAACUUCACAUAUGAUGAGAAUCAGAAGGUCUGGAUUCCACAAGAAAAGAAGGAUGAAAUGGUUUUGGUUCUUGUCCAGAGGCAGAAAGAGUUGCAAGCACAUAUGCGGGACUGGACAGAAUGGGCUAUGGAGAAGGUGAUGCUGGUCACACGACGACUUGCCAAGGAGAAGGAGGAGCUCCAGUCACUUCGGAAAGAGAAGGAAGAGGCUGACCGCCUCCAAGAAGAAAGGCACUGUCUGGAAGAGAGCACUAGGAAGAAGCUUCUAGAGAUGGAGUCUGCAAUCUCUAGAGCAAACACACAGCUGGAUAAAGCAGAUGCUGCUGGUCGUAGGCGCAUCACUGAGAAUACACAACUUAGGAUGCAGAUGGAAGCUGCAAAGCGGCAUGCGGCUGAGUCUGCAGCAAAUUUUGUUGAGCUUUCAAAGAAGGAUGAGAGCAGUCUUAAAAGGUCCCAGCAUUGGGAAUCUGAGAGAACCCUGUUGCAAGAGGAGCUUGCAGCUGGAAAGAGCAAACUAUCUCGGGUUCAGCAACAACUUCAGUCUUCUAAAGAGAAGAAAGAGCAACUGAAGGUAAGGUGGAGGCAAGAAGAGGCUGCGAAGGCUGAGGCAAUUGCCCGUGUGACCUCAGAGAGGAAAGAGAGGGAUCAGAUUGAAACAUCACUGAGGUCGGAAGAGAAUUUCCUGCACCUUAAAGCUGAGAACGACAUGCAAAGAUUCAAGAGUGAGAUCCGUGCACUGGAGCAUCAGAUAACACAGCUGGAGCUAUCUAUGGACGCUUUAGACGAGGCUGGUGUUCCCAGCGACAAGAUCCGCUCUUUGAGUCUCUCUGAGGGUAGAAAGAUCGGCAACACCCAAAUUUUGGCCAAGGUGGCAGCGGCGGCAUCCCAAGACCUCGAUCUCGACGACAUACAGCGCGACCGGGAGUGCGUCAUGUGCCUGAGCGAGGAGAUGUCGGUUGUCUUCCUCCCCUGCGCCCACCAGGUGGUCUGCGCAAAGUGCAACGACCUCCAUGAGAAGCAAGGGAUGAAGGAGUGCCCGUCGUGCCGGACCCACAUCCAGCGCAGGGUGUGCGCCCGACCUGCCGGCUGCUGAGGAUACUUUUUUUGCCUGCACCUUAUACCUUUUUUGAUUGCCCAGCUUGAAUUUUAUGGAGAUUGAUAGAAUAAUUGAGUGAGCGGUUGAACAAUAAUACCUGGGUGAACAUCAUACCCCCCCAGGCCUCAGAUGGUGGAUGGAUAAUGGAUGGUUAAUUGGUUGUUUGGACA
Brachypodium distachyon (stiff brome) is the source of this 2975-nucleotide messenger RNA. RefSeq names its product putative E3 ubiquitin-protein ligase RF4. The transcript is spliced from 4 exons. Bases 244 to 2802 code for a protein of 852 amino acids. The record is from RefSeq and is a predicted model, not a curated record. NCBI's taxonomy places the organism in Eukaryota, Viridiplantae, Streptophyta, Magnoliopsida, Poales, Poaceae.